Oppia nitens is the source of this 1924-nucleotide messenger RNA. Its product is annotated as putative glucosylceramidase 3. Gene Ontology annotation, molecular function: glucosylceramidase activity. The coding region runs from base 200 to 1924 and encodes 574 amino acids. The record is from RefSeq and is a predicted model, not a curated record. NCBI's taxonomy places the organism in Eukaryota, Metazoa, Arthropoda, Arachnida, Sarcoptiformes, Oppiidae. The transcript has 6 exons. Gene Ontology annotation, biological process: glucosylceramide catabolic process.
UAACAAUUAUUAUGGCUUAUCGUUGUCCAUAAGUCCUGAUUGUAAAAACUAUUUGCAACCAAAAGGUUCAGAUAGUUUUGCCUGUGUCUGUACGGAACGGGAGCCGUGCGCUAAAAUUGUGUCACCAGUUAGGACAGCACCGGGUAUUGUCAGCAAAUGGCAAUCGGGCAGAGAUGGCGCCCGACUGCGCAAACAGACCAUGAAGUUUGGUCAGCCAAUGGAUCGUAACAUCAAUGGUACGGCUGAACCGGUAGUCGAGUUGUAUGUCAAAGUAAAUCGAGAGAUCCGUUAUCAACAGAUAUUUGGUUUUGGCGGCGCUUUUACCGACUCGACCGGUAUUAAUGUACGCAAAGCGGGUGAGAAAUUAGGUGACCAGAUAUUACGGGACUAUUUCAGUUCUGGUGGUCUCGAGUAUAAUGUCGGCCGUAUUCCUAUCGGCGGCUCUGACUUUAGUUCGCGGGCCUAUUCGCUGGACGACAGCAAUGAGGACAGAGGCUUAAGGAACUGGAGUCUGGCUGAGGAGGAUCUCCAGUACAAAAUACCUAUUAUACAAAAAGCCAAACAACUGGCCACUCAUGACAUCCGUUUGUUUGGCAGUCCGUGGUCGGCACCCAAAUGGAUGAAAACCAACAAUGAACUUAUACACGGCGGCAGUAUUAAGGGACCGGUAGGCAGCGAUUAUUGGCAAAUAUGGGCCAAAUAUUUUGUUAAAUAUUUGGAUGCAUAUAAAGCGCAUAACAUUAGCCACUGGGGUAUAACCAUACAAAACGAGCCGCAGGCCAACCAAAAAUUCAAUUCAAUGUUGUAUACGCCGGAACAGAUGCGCGAUUUUCUGGCCAAAACAUUAGGUCCCGAACUGGACGGCAGUGGUUACGGUCCCGAUAAACUGUCGGUCAUGAUAUGGGAUCAUAAUCUAGAUUACGUACAACAAUGGGUACGGACUAUAUUUGCCGAUCCGGUGGCUUCGCGUUACGCGGCCGGCACUGCCGUUCACUGGUACUCGCAUUCGCCGCACGAACUGCUGGACGAACCGCAUCGCUUACAUCCGGAUAAGUUUAUUUUGGCCACCGAGGCCUGUGUCGGUGGUGUACCAACUGUUGGCGCCUGGAGUCUAGCGGAACGUUAUGCCGAGGAUAUACUGGGUGAUUUAUUGCAUCAUGUAGUUGGUUGGACCGAUUGGAACAUGGUACUGGACAACCAUGGUGGACCAUCAUGGGUAGAAAAUUGGCUCAACGCACCCAUCAUAUUCAACCAGGACAAACAUGAAUACUAUAGAUUACCCCAUUACUAUGCUCUGGCACAUUUUAGUAAAUUUCUAUCACCCGGAUCAGUUAGAAUAGACUCACAAAUUAUGUCGAAACGUGUAGAUACCGGUAGUAGUAGUAAAGUAUCGGUCGGUGCUUUCCGGACACCCGAUAAUUCUACAGUUGUUAUUGUUGUCAAUAAUGACAACUCGACCGUACAGUUGACUAUCGAUGAUCCGACCCGAGUCGGCAAACUGAUGGCAAAAUGCGAACCAAAAUCAAUUGAAACUUAUGCAAACAAUAGUAAUGGUGGUACGGGAGCUAUAUGUCUGGAUAGACCCAGACGUAUACCAUGUGCCCAGGGCUAUGAAUGCAACGCGUGUCCAUGUUAUAAAGGCAAAUGUGUAGAAUCGAGCACGUGCGCACGUGCUAAUGCUGAUGCUAUUUCUGGUGGUGGUGCCGGUGCUACUUGUAUGGACACACCUAAGCUGAUAGCGUGUGCGAAAGGUUACAAGUGCAACGCCUGUCCCUGCUAUAAGGGCACGUGUGUCAGUACAAGCACGUGCAUUUCACGUUUGAAUGUACCAUGUAGCGAUGCUAAACCAUGUUGCGCUGAUUUAUUGUGCAACAAACAGUCCAAAACAUGUACAUUGAAAGCUUGUCCCCUAAUUGGAUGUUAA